UUCCCCGACCCUCCCCUCCUUCCCAUCCCAUUGCAUUGCAGGCAGCUCCAAUGCAGCAUCCGCAUCCUUCUCUCUCUGCCCAACUUUCCCUCUCUCUGUCUUUCUCUCUUUGGCAGCAGCUUCUUCAUCCCUCGCUUUGCUGACUUUGCUGACGAAGGAUUCCCAGUCCAAGAAAGCAAAGCGAGCAGUGAGGAAAUCUGCAAGCCGGCUUCUCUUUCUUCCCUGCCUCCAACUUCGGCCCGCUUUCUGCAAUCUGGCUCUUUUGGAUCUUUCAAGAUGGUUCCUGCCAAUGUUUCCCUCCAUUUAUAUAUUCUUGUCAUCUUCAUUCUGAGCUGCUUACCGGCAUUGUCCCAAAAAGGACGGAAGAAAGUUGUGCACGUUUCCGAGGAUGACAGCGGUGCCGUCAUUGUCCAAACGGCACCAGGCAAAGUGGUCACCCAUCGGGGAGGCACCAUCAUCCUCCCGUGCCGCUUCCACUAUGAUGCCUCAGCCCAUGACCCAGAUGAGAUCCGCUUGAAGUGGACCAAGAUCUCAGAUCCACUCUCCUUUGAGGACGUCUUUGUGGCCCUGGGACAGGAGCGCCGGGCAUUUGGGGGCUACCGUGGCCGGACAGCGCUGCAAGGGGACGGGCCCGGAGAUGCCUCGCUGGUCAUUCAGAAUGUCACCCUUCAAGACUACGGCCGCUACGAGUGCGAGGUGACCAACGAGUUGGAGGACGAUGUGGGGAUGGUCAAGCUGGACUUGCAAGGGGUGAUCUUCCCUUACCACCCUCGCUUGGGGCGCUACUCCCUCAAUUUCCAUGAUGCUCAGAAAGCUUGUUUGGAGCAAGAUGGGAUUCUGGCCUCUUACGACCAAUUGCAUGAAGCCUGGUUGGAAGGCAUGGAUUGGUGCAACGCCGGGUGGCUGGAGGAUGGCUCUGUGCAAUACCCCAUCGCCAAGCCACGGGAUGAGUGCGGGCGCAAAGACACCCCAGUUGGAGUGAGAAAUUAUGGCUACCGGCACAAAGAGGAUGACCGCUAUGAUGCCUUUUGCUUCACUUCCAACCUGAAUGGGAAAGUCUUCUUUCUCAAGACCUACCGCAAGUUGAGCUUCCCAGAGGCGGUCCUGGCCUGCCAAAAGAGCAAGGCGGUGGUGGCCAAAGUGGGCCAGCUGUAUGCCGCCUGGAAGACCCAGCUGCUGGACAAGUGCGAGGCCGGCUGGGUGGGCGAUGGCAGCGUCCGGUACCCCAUUGUCAACCCCCGUCCCAGGUGCGGGGGCCGCGAGCCAGGUGUCCGCACCUUGGGCUUCCCAGAUAAGAAAUACAAACUCUUCGGCACCUAUUGCUACAAGGAAAGUGAUGAGAAGAAGGACCUGGUUGGGAAGGGGAAGCAAUUCCAAGUGUAAGCAAAAUGGCAGAAGUAGCCUCCUCAAUAUUCUCUUUUCCGGUCUCAACGGAGACUGGUUAUGGUGAAACCGAGCAUCAGGAAGAAUCCGGUUGGGCCACCCAAAGCUGAGAGAGACGAACCACUUGGAUCCAGAAUCUGGAUUGCAUUGUACGAUUGGCGGCUACUCUCCUCCUUUCGUUGCUUGCCUCGUUCUUUUUCUUCUUCGCAAAGGUCUUGGCUUGGCUUUCUGCUUUACACUGAUGCAGCAAAGGUGAUGGUACCGAUCCGGCAUCUGAGACGCUCCAAAUCAGCCCAAAAAGGGACCAAGGGCUUGUUUUUUGCAUGCCUCUUGCAAAUCAUCCUCGACAAAAAGCACAACUGAUUCCGGGGAGACCCUCUUCUCCUUGUAUUGCUCUUAAAUUUUUGUACAGAUUGUGACAUCUUCUCCAAGUUCCUUGUUUCAUCUUUCGGCUCGCGGCGAUCGCAGUAUCUGGAUGGCGCUAUGUCUCCCAUUAUUAAUAAUAAAAAAAUAAACCUC
This is a messenger RNA of Anolis sagrei ordinatus, 1902 nucleotides long. It is a transcript of the gene HAPLN4, whose product is annotated as hyaluronan and proteoglycan link protein 4. Gene Ontology annotation, cellular component: synapse; perineuronal net. Lineage: Eukaryota; Metazoa; Chordata; Lepidosauria; Squamata; Anolidae. Gene Ontology annotation, biological process: glial cell differentiation; cell adhesion; skeletal system development. Gene Ontology annotation, molecular function: hyaluronic acid binding. The record is from RefSeq and is a predicted model, not a curated record.